UCUGGGAGCUCGCUGCAAUGGAACAACAAGGAUGAUGGCAAGGAUCGGCGACGAUGAUGAGAGGGUCGACGGUGGUCCCCCAUCGGCGCUCCAUAGAUAUGUUUUGUUUCUUGCGCCGCACCGCGUAGACGGUCGCCUCGCCGAAGCUCAUCUCGACCGGGAUCUGUGCGGAUCCGUUCACCUCGAUGGGCUCGAAGCCCCCGAGCUCCUCCCCGAAGAAAGCGUCCAUGGUGACAACCCGCGCGCCGGGCUUCAGGCGCAGCGCCAGCUCGGCCAGGGCGGACACAUCUCUGGCUGCAGGCACAAGGUGGCGAUCCAGACGAUGUCGGCGUGCCACCCGAAAUCGGUGCUCAAGAAGUCCGCUGCCCGGAACUCCACCGCCGCGGAGCGCCCAGCCAGGCCCAGGGCCCCCGCCCGCGCGAGGGCCGCGAGCGCCGCGCCGUGCAGGGCCUCCACCAGCUCUAGGCCCAGGCAAAGCCGAAGCUCGGGGAAGGCCACGGCUGAACACCGCGCGCCCAGUGCCGCUGCCCAGGUCCACGAACACCUCCCCGGGCUGCGGGGCGACAGCCCGCGCUAGCGUGCGCCACCAGGGGUAGAAGUGCACCUCCCCGUACGUGAACUCGACGUCGGCCUCGCGGCUCAUCUGUUUCCGACCCUCGAAAGACACCUGCUCGCCGUCGAUGCCCUCGUACGUCGCGUAGAACAUCCCGUACAUGUCCCGCAGCCGAUGGGUCGGCAACUUAGAUCCCUCGUCUUCGAAUCGCAACGAAACUACAAAAUCUCGGCCUUCACAGCUUCACCGGCAUCGUACGCGAAGAGCGGCUCGAAGUCUACGCCGUGGAACUCUGGGCGGUCCGCCGGCAGCGGGGGCGCCGCCCCCGAGUGCAGCAACACCACGGGCUCCACGCCCCCGAAGCAGUGCCAGUAGCGCGUGUCCACGCGGCAGCGCCAGCCCAGCGAGCCAGCAACCUUCCCCGCCGCCCAAUGGAACGAGAGGUCGUCCGUAAGGUCGUCCAGCCGAGGAGCCUUCCCCGACUUCGAGACGAGCAGCGAGGCGUCCCAGGUGCCCCCCGCUGGUAGCGCCACCUCCAGCACGGCGCUCCCGCGGCCCAGGCCGGACGUGUGGAGGUGCAGGAUCCGCGGCCGCGAGGCGUCUUCGGGGGCCUGCAGGCUGUCUGGCAGACUUUCCUGUACUCACGACGUCGAUCAGUCCCCCCCCGCUCGCUCGCACGACGCACCUUUGAUCGGUGCGUGUGGGGGCUGGUCAAUUUUUAGUCAACGCUCCGUUGCCGAUGCGCCGUCUGGGCGCCUGGCUUCUCUGUCUUUGACUGCUCCAUUGGGGAGCAUCCGUGUUAAACGUGUAGGACCCCUCAAAGCUCU
This is a messenger RNA of Prorocentrum cordatum, 1380 nucleotides long. NCBI's taxonomy places the organism in Eukaryota, Dinophyceae, Prorocentrales, Prorocentraceae. The record is from the annotation of a GenBank genome assembly.